AUAUCAAACGGUACAGUCCGUGGUAAAAACAGAUUUAGAAAAGCUACCUCGUCAGUUAGCCUGGGACUCGGAAUUACAGACGAUACACUUGUGUUACCGGAUACACAGAUUGUAAUCUCAUAAAUCUGUUUUUGAUGUGAAUGGAGCUUUACGGGAAGAUGGCUGCUACUCAAGAGGCUAAAUUUGGCCAAAAGGACACAUCAGACCAGAACUUUGAUUAUAUGUUCAAACUACUAAUUAUUGGGAAUAGCAGUGUGGGGAAGACAUCAUUUCUUUUUCGUUAUGCUGAUGACUCGUUUACUUCUGCAUUUGUGAGCACAGUUGGUAUAGAUUUCAAAGUAAAAACAGUUUUCAAGAAUGAGAAGAGAAUUAAACUGCAAAUAUGGGAUACUGCUGGACAGGAGAGGUAUCGAACAAUUACUACAGCCUACUACCGUGGGGCAAUGGGUUUUAUUUUAAUGUAUGACAUAACCAAUGAAGAAUCUUUCAACGCUGUUCAGGACUGGUCGACCCAGAUAAAGACAUAUUCGUGGGACAAUGCACAAGUGAUUCUUGUUGGAAACAAGUGUGACAUGGAAGAUGAACGUGUAGUUUCUGCUGAAAGAGGAAGACAGCUAGCAGAUCAACUUGGUUUUGAAUUCUUUGAAACAAGCGCCAAAGACAACAUCAAUGUUAAACAGACAUUUGAGAGGCUUGUGGACAUCAUCUGUGACAAAAUGUCUGAAAGCUUAGAAACUGAUCCUAACGUCAAUGCUGGGAAGCAAAACACACGAUUAACAGACAACCCUACUCCUUUACAACAGCCCAACUGUGGGUGUUAAUAUCUCGUAGCAUUUUAAAGGUAGUUGAGAUGUGUGUUGUUGCCAAGAUAUAUAGAUAUAUAUAUGUAUAAAUCCUUAGAUACAGUAUUUAAAAAUUCAUUUAUAGCUUACAGAUCCUAAUAAAUGAGUAAAAAUAAAUAUUUUAGUUUUUAUGUGCACAGUAUAGUUUUUCUAAAUACCUCUUCUUUUAGUGGGUGGAUCAACACACAAUCACUGCAGGCUUAUAUUGCAUAAUCUGUUUACAAAAGUUUAUAUACAGCAUUUUUCAUUUGGAUUUAUUAAAAUGUAUGAUUAUUUUUAUUGUUCCAUCUAUAAUAAAGUAUCCUAUUGGUUAUCAGAUAAAUGGAAAAAUACAUGUAUUACCACACUCUGGACACACUAGAAUAAAUGAUUCAUGCCUCUGAUACACAUUGGUAACUGGAUUAUCUUUGGAACCUUGGUACGCAGCAGAUGGCCAUCUGAGAAAUCUCUUUAACUGAACUUGAGAUUGUUGUGUAUGUUUACAGAACAGUAGACCUGUCUGCAUGCAAACACUUUGAAACAGAAAAAUGCUUUAGUAGACCUCUACUUUAUUUAUUUAUUUAGUCUACUCAGUUUAUCUUUCUGUAACAGAUAUCAGACAGUUUUGGGGAAGUGUUAAAAAUACAGUAGACUUGCGAAAUUUACUAUUGACUACCAAGGGUGACACAUGUUUACAAAUUUCUGAUACGAAUCAAUUAUGUAGCUUUGCAUUAUAACACAUUCAUUAUUGAAUGACUUAUGUACAAACAGGAAGGAGUCACUGUUACCGGUAUGGCCUUAGUUGAUCCAGUGCUACUCUGGUUUUGAACUCUGGUUUCAUAACACUAACUGCAGCUCCUCUGUCAGGCCAGUGUGUUAACCUUCUGAACUGAAGUGACGUUCCUUCAGUUUGGGAGGCAAUCAGUGGUAUUCUUUAUGCAGCCACUCACAGUUUCUGUUGUAGUAUAUAAUUUAUGCUGAAUAUACGUCAUCAGAAAAAAAGCACAUUUGAGGACAGUAUUGUGAAAAAUAAAUUGUUACGGUAAGCCAGCAUAGUCCAGCGUCAAAUUUCAAUUGUUCUUUUAAAACAUAAUUUAUACAAAAGUUACCUUCAUUCUGGUGGAGUUUCCAGUUUGAUAUUUCUUCUUGCUCACGCUUGGAACGUUGUGAGUAACCAUGUUUGUCUUAAUACUUCGUCUAAGGGUUUUUAUAUUUGUGCAAGUUUUCUUUUUUAAACUUUUGCCACUAAUGUGUUUUAAAUUUAUUUUAUUAAGAAUUUGUGUGUUAUAUUUAUACACACACUGUCAUUACAGUUAGGUCUUUAAAUUUUUACAUGCAAUAAAUGCAUGGGGGAAAUAAAUACUGCUUUUUCUACAUAAAUAUUUACUUUUCUACACAUUUUUUUUCUCUAGCUGCUAUAUGUCACUCUACCCUAGCUGCUACCUGAAUUUAAUUCUUGUGUGAGGCAAGAAGAUGUUUUUAAUGUGUAGCAUUCUUACAGUACAUUAUUUAAAAUGUACAUGAUGGUGUUAUGUAUUUGAAAAUUUUAUUGAAAAGUUUCCCAUUUAAGGAUUUUUUUAAUCCAUCAGUGCAUUUCUUUCUCCAAUCACAAUACAGAAUAGUAAACGAAUCAUUAAUCAUUUGUAUACUUCCUUAAUCCAAAGAAAGGUAGUAGUAUAGUUAAAAUACUCCCAGCCUAUAUUCCACAUGGAAAUAGUUACAGUAUAGCUUGUUUUUAUUUUAAAUAAUCCCUUUGAAAGGGGAGAACUUCUGAUUUGAUUAUAUACCCUUCAAGAUUUUUAGAAUUUAAAAACAUGCUUUAUGCUUGUUACAUUGGCACUAAAGCCUUGUGGCUUGUCAAAUGCCCUUAGAAACGAUUUAAUGUCCCAUUAGAAAAAUUCGUGUUCUAUCUGAAUAAUAUGAUUUAAAAAAAUCUCAAGAGAGUAUCAUUUUUAUUUGAUUUUAGUUAAAGUAUAACCAAAAGAAUAAGGAAACUGUCUCAAUUAAAAUUUCAUGCUUGAUCAGUAAAAAUGUCUUAAAACAGUACAUCCACCUGAAGUUCAUUUUCAGUUACUACAACAUUAAACCAUUAAGAUUUCAAAUAGUGUACAAAUAUUUCCAGUCCCAAGUUGCCACCACACAAAGAAACAGAUGCAUUUUCGUUUGGCAGGCACUCCACUGUAAUUCAGCCUGUCAGAAAUUUAGAGCCAACACUCUUCGCAACAGGAUUCAGAACUGUUAUGGUCUUGUGCCAGGUCUGCCCUCUACUGCCUUAUGCCUGUUACACUAAUAAUAUACAGGGCAUAUUCACUUUAAAAGGAAAUAUUAGCAUAAAGAUAGCCAAUGUAACUAGUGAUGUCAGAGUCCUCAUAUCAGUCUAAGUGGGAAAACUUCAGGUCAGAUCGACAAGCAGCAAGAUCAAAGAAACGUCUGUGGAUUCACACAAACUGUAAACAGAUAAUUUAAAGGACAAUAACUUUCUGUUUUCAGAUACACUGUUUAAGAGGGAAAUGCAAAUUCAUGAUUUGUUCUUUGUUGAGCUUGUUAAAUGUCAUUGCCCAGCAUUUCGAAAACACAUCCCUCACUCUAAAAAUGCCAAACCAUUUCUUUUUCACAUGUUUCAUAUGUAAUAAGAGUGUAUGUAGUACAUUUUUCAAUCCAUAACAAUAUAUGCAUGUGGAAAAGACUGUAUAUAAUGCUAGGAACGUUUUAUUGUAGAGUUCACAAUGUAGUAAGUUAAAAAACAAAAACUUUACUAUGAAUGAUUUAUCAGAAAGUCAUUAGUGUCUGAGAUGAAUGGAGCUGACUGAAUGUGAUUUUGGAUUGUUUGGUUUCAUGCCUUGUAGUAUUUCCUUGUGUCUUAAAUGUUGCAUGCCAUAGUAAAAUACUUUUAUAAAUUAACCUCAGGAUUGAGGUGAAAUGGGCCAAGAAGUGCAAUAUUUAAAGAGCUGUUCCCUGUAAAUAAUGAAGUGUAUUCAUGUGUUUUCAGAUGUAAAGGUGUGCAGUGGCUGUCUGUCUAGAAAUCUCAUUUAGCAUUAGGUGCCUUGUGCAACUUUGUAAUGUAUGAACACUUAUCUAUUGUGUAUGUAAUAGCCAGUCAACUGGUGGUGGGCUGCACCAAGACUAUAUUUAUCAAGAUUAGUUUGUACCCCAACAGUUUCUGUGAGUAAAUUCAAAAUAAUAAUUGUGUUUUAUAAAUACUUGCCUUUCUAUAACCUGAUGGUUUCCAGUAUUACACAGUAUCUUUAAUACUGUUAUAGAAGUGAAUGGUGCUGUAUAUGUAUUUACAUUCAUUAUAAAAUUACCAGUAAAUUAUUGAAGAUGUGACUGUUAUAAUCCUUUUAAAUAAGUAUACAGUGUAUAGAAUUACCUUUAUCCUUUCAGAGUGUAAACAAUAGACAAUAGCCUUAUUUCUUGAACUUGCUACACUGUCAUAUAUUUUGUACACAGUAUGAAAAACUGUUGUGUCUACGUCGUGUUGCAGAAUACAUGAAGCGUUUUAAAACUCAGGCUAAGUUGCUGUUUGCUGAUAAUCAAAAACAAAGAAGUGCAAUCGUCAUACUGCUGCCCAUACUCUUAUGGGUACAGCUGCUAAUAAAGUACAUGUACAGUAGUGCUUAUUUAAGAUGAAUGGUGUAAUAAUUUAUUCAUAAUAUCCUUUUCCUAUGUAAUUUUGUUUCUUUGUGAAAUGUUGAAAAAUAGUGUGAUUAACUACUUUAAAAUGAAAAUUAUUAUCCACCUUUAAAGGCUAAUCGUGCCUGUGUGGUUAUCUUUGUUCUCCAUAUGUUUGCAUUACUUUCAUCUCUUUGUUCAGAUUAUGCUGGCAGGUCAUUUGGCAGCUCUGACUUGCACCCAGGGUGAAUGUGUGUGUGUGUUCGGCAGCGUUUGUUUGCAUUCUAGGAAGAAGUGUAAUGUGGCUUUCUGAUUUGGAGUUUAGCUCCAGCUCCAUCUCCCCUGAACCAUGACAAAUGAGUCUGAAAGAGCACGGACAGACAAUUUCUAAAUAUUAAUUUCUUUGAGGAUGCCUAAACAUAGACAGAACUAGCUCCCCAAACCGCAAAUGAAUAUUUGUUACUCUAACGGGUUCCUAAAUGAUCAAAUAUAAACAUUUAUGAAAAUGACACUACAGAUAGUAAUAGAUAUUGUUAGAAAAUAAGGAUUGAAUGGAAAAUGAUUGCUAAUAAUAAUUAGGCUGUAUAUACUGUAUUUUUACAUUUUCCAAAGUGUAGCACCUUAAAGUACCAUUUUAUAGUAACAUUUGGUAAAACCUAUAGUAGUAUGGCAUUUAUUUUGAUAUAUGUUUGCAUUUCGUAGGCAGCUAAAACAGUGAACAAGGCAGUAAUAAUCAUUUCCAGCAUAACCAUCAUUAUUAAUAAGAUUGUGUUGUUUUACAUAAAGAGUUAAGAAGUCCCCAAUCACACUCAAAUAUCAUGAUUGCUUUACAUACCAUAUUAAACAUAGUUAAAAAUAUGUUUCAUUCUGAUUUAUCAGGUAUUUCUGGAGAUUUCCAGAUCUGAAUUCCCUCUAGGUCAACAUGAAAACAUUUAGAUUUUAGGUCAGUUAGACUCUUUAAGGUUUUGUAUUGGUGCCAAUGUCCUCUAUUAGUACAAUAAAUUCUGCAACAUUUUUAAGGAAUAUUAUUUGGUGUUUUGGCCAAAAGCAAUGUCUGUGCAUAUGCCGUAUGUUAAUCAUUUGCUGCAUAGCAUUUUCAAGGUUUCCAACUAGCACAAUCCUGUUUGUCUUCUGUCCUCAAAAGCACCCAUACUCCUGUGGAUAUUAAGUGACAGUACAUUUUUCGUAGCUUUUUUGUAACCUGCAGGACUUUCAUAAUGUAAUGAAUUCAAGGGUCAUACUGUAUACCCAACGGCCAAUGGCAAAAUGUAGCUAAUAUUAUUGGUCUAGCAUAAGAAGUACUGGAUAUGAAGCGUAUAUUUAAAUAGCUGCCAAUUUUAGGAACUAGCUUUAUACUUAGUCUAAUUCUGCACUGUUCCUCUUGCCUUUUUGAAGCGAUAAGUAAUUUUUUUUACUGAUCCUAUAAAAAUAAACUGGUUAAUGACUGCCUGUAAUUAGUGAGGUGGUGUAUUUCAAAUAAUGAUAUUAUGGUGACUUACUUAUAUCAAACAGCUGUAUUAAAAAUAUAUAUAUGUCUUUAACAUAUAGCCCCAGCAACUAAAUUUAUAUUUUGUUGUGCACUGUUUUAUUCUAUUUAUCUUGUAUGAAUAAUACUAAAAAUCUGGAUAUUUUGUUUGUAUGUGAUUUAUGUACACUUAGAGUGUUUUGGAGAUGACAAUAAAUAUAUGCAUUGUA
Messenger RNA from Erpetoichthys calabaricus (reedfish), 6128 nucleotides. RefSeq names its product RAB3C, member RAS oncogene family (gene rab3c). Gene Ontology annotation, cellular component: endosome; plasma membrane; synaptic vesicle. Gene Ontology annotation, biological process: protein localization to plasma membrane; protein secretion; regulation of exocytosis. The record is from RefSeq and is a predicted model, not a curated record. Gene Ontology annotation, molecular function: GTPase activity; GTP binding. The transcript is spliced from 5 exons. NCBI's taxonomy places the organism in Eukaryota, Metazoa, Chordata, Cladistia, Polypteriformes, Polypteridae. Bases 141 to 821 code for a protein of 226 amino acids.